ACAAGGCCUCAGUCGCUGCUGUCUUCAUUGUGUCUGGGGCCAAGACUUGAGGAUGGUUUCAGCUAGGAAUAACUUGCUUGAAUAACUUAAAAGUACAUAUAUUUUUUUUAUAAGAUAAGAUUGAGAAUAAUAAUAUAUAUAUUUGGACCAUGGAGCUGUUAGCCCUCUGGUUGUUCCUGCUUCCGUGCUUCAGUCUUGCGCCUUUAGCUACCUCUGAGAAGGGCUUGGAGCUGCCACAUUACGAUGGGGAAGAUCGCGUUAUUGAUAUCAAUGACAAAAACUACAAGAAAGCCAUGAAGAAGUACAGCAUGCUUUGUUUGUUUUACCAUAAGCCAAUCCCAGACAACAAGGAGCAGCAGAGGCAACACCAGAUGACAGAGCUGGUGCUAGAGCUUCUAGCACAAGUGAUGGAGGAGAAAGGCAUUGGAUUUGGGAUGGUGGACUCUCAAAAAGACGCAAAAGUGGCUAAAAGACUGGGUCUGGAGGAAGAGGGCAGUGUCUAUGUCUUUAAAGAGGACCACGUGAUUGAGUUUGACGGCUUACUAUCUGCAAAUACUCUGGCAGAGUUUUUAUUGGAUCUGAUGGAGGAUCCAGUUGAAGUCAUAGAUAAUGCCCUGGAACUCCGCGCCUUUGACCGGAUGGAGGAGGACAUCCGUCUCAUCGGAUACUUCAAGAAUGAGGAAUCAGAACACUACGAAGCAUUUAAAGAGGCAGCCGAGGAGUUCCAGCCAUACAUCAAGUUCUUUGCCACGUUUGAGAAAUCUGUGGCCAAAGAGCUGACCUUGAGGCUGAACGAGGUGGACUUUUAUGAGCCGUUCAUGGAGGAGCCCGUCACCAUCCCGGGAAAACCGCACACCGAGGAGGAGCUGGUGGAGUUCAUCACAGAGCACAGGCGGCCCACUCUGAGGAAGUUACGCGCAGAAGACAUGUUUGAAACGUGGGAAGAUGACAUCGAUGGCAUCCACAUUGUUGCCUUUGCAGAGGAGGAAGAUCCAGAUGGUUUUGAGUUCCUGGAGAUCCUAAAGGAAGUGGCCAGAGACAACACUCACCUUCCUGACCUCAGUAUUGUGUGGAUCGAUCCGGAUGACUUCCCUCUGCUGAUUCCCUACUGGGAGAAAACCUUCAAAGUGGACCUGUUCAGACCACAGAUUGGAGUUGUCAACGUCACAGAUGCUGACAGUGUGUGGAUGAGCAUUGACAGUGACGAGGACCUGCCCUCGGCUCAGGAGCUGGAGGACUGGAUCGAGGACGUCCUCUCUGGAAAAGUGAACACAGAGGACGAUGAUGACGACGACGAUGAUGAUGAUGACGAUGAUGAUGAUGACGACGAUGAUGACGACGAAGAUGAUGAUGAUGACGAUGAUGAUGACGACGAUGACGAUGAAGAUGAUGACGAAGAUGAUGAUUAAGCUUAAACCUGUUUACUCAACAGACUGGGCUAAACAUGAACUGAAGCUGCAAAAUGAGACCUUUACAAAUAUUUAAACCUUUAAGUUUGAUAACAUUGUUAAGAAUAAAGAGAACCUAAGAUCCCUCCGUCUUUCCUUUUGCCAUUUACGUGCACGGCAGUGGCACGUAAUGUUCAGAAAAAUUUUAUUUUAGUGUGAUUUUUCUAUGGUUGUGAAAUUCAUUUAAUUUAUUUGAGACAGAGAUUCAGUCAUUUCUAAAUGUCAGUAUUAUGAGUCAAUCUUUUAAAAGGAAAUGCCCCCAGCCAGUACUUCAAACUUUGAAGGAAGAAAUGUGUUUAUGUGUUUACAAAUUUUAGUUGUUUUAAAAAGAAACACAAGGCAUUCACUCACCCCACCAGUUUUUAGUCAGAACUGAAGAAGCUACUUGGAUGAGUGGUGAAAUGUUUUCACUUCGUCCAGCUGGCAGAAUAAUUUUUUUUGCAAAACAAAUAAAAAAUGUGAUUGAUCAAUAUGA
This is a messenger RNA of Boleophthalmus pectinirostris (great blue-spotted mudskipper), 1923 nucleotides long. RefSeq names its product calsequestrin 2 (gene casq2). The record is from RefSeq and is a predicted model, not a curated record. Gene Ontology annotation, biological process: regulation of cardiac muscle contraction by regulation of the release of sequestered calcium ion. Gene Ontology annotation, cellular component: sarcoplasmic reticulum lumen. The coding region runs from base 150 to 1409 and encodes 419 amino acids. NCBI's taxonomy places the organism in Eukaryota, Metazoa, Chordata, Actinopteri, Gobiiformes, Gobiidae. Gene Ontology annotation, molecular function: calcium ion binding. The transcript is spliced from 11 exons.